AGACCACAACAUAUAAAUGUAUUAAAUGUCGUUUACGAAUCGCUUAUGAUAAUUAAAAUAUACAAAUGAAGAUUAUAAGUAACAACAAUGUGUUUUUUUAUAAGUUUGUUUUACAGUUAUUAUGUGUGACAUGAACAAUUAUUAUAAUAACUUUUGUUAAUUAGCGUCAAAAUGACGUGGAAUCCUUUGAAGAAAAACUAUCUAACUCAGAGACCAACUUUUGCGCCACCACUUUUAUCCCAUGUGGAAGAUCAAGAAUUAGAUCUCGUUGUUCAAAGACUCAUCUAUAUUGAAAGCACAAUAAGAAAAUUAACUAAAGAAAUGAAGAAAUAUAUAGGAGCUCUAGUAAAUUUGGAUAGAGCGGAUCAACGAUUAAGCAUGAAUCUUAUCAGUUGUGGAUUAGCACAGAAUAACGAUGAUUAUAGAAGAAUAGUGGAAGAAUAUUUUUCUGUCGCUGCACAAGUAGGAAAAAACGUUCAAGAAAUAACUAGUCUGUGCCAUAAGACCUUUAUAGAACCUCUGAAAAAAUUGAGAAAUGAAUUUGCUACUAUUGCUGCAGCAUUAGCAAAGCGCGAAGAUUUAGUGACUACAUGGAGAUAUUUGUAUAAUCGUGUGAAGAAACUACAAGAGAAGAAAGAUAGAACUGCAAAUCAUAUCGCGAAAUUAGAGCGAGAACGCAGAGCAGAGGAAGCAGCUUCUAAAGAAUUGAAGACUGUACACGCUCAAUUACUCUCAGAGUUACCGACAUUUCUCGAAAAAAGACUAGAAUAUAUUAAUCCGAGCAUUCACGCUGUGAUUAUGGUACAAUUAAAUUAUUAUGGGCAUACAACGCAAUUGUACACCCAAUUGAUGCCUAUUCGGUGUUCCUCCGAAUUAACAUUGAGCUCAACAGUAACCGAGGAGGAAUAUCAGCAAGUUGUAAGCACUGAAUUAAAUAGGUUGAGGGCGCUAACUAUAGUAAAGGAUCAUUGAAUAAGUUUAACAUUUUUCCAGGAAUAUUUCAAAAAUCUUAACUUUAAACAUAUAUAUUUAAGACAUUAUUUUCAAAUAAAAGUAUAUAUUCCUUUGU
Messenger RNA from Camponotus floridanus (Florida carpenter ant), 1069 nucleotides. RefSeq names its product bridging integrator 3 homolog. Gene Ontology annotation, cellular component: actin cortical patch; cytoplasm. Gene Ontology annotation, molecular function: protein binding; lipid binding. Bases 172 to 972 code for a protein of 266 amino acids. The record is from RefSeq and is a predicted model, not a curated record. Gene Ontology annotation, biological process: plasma membrane tubulation; endocytosis; actin cortical patch localization. The transcript is spliced from 4 exons. Lineage: Eukaryota; Metazoa; Arthropoda; Insecta; Hymenoptera; Formicidae.